Paramecium sonneborni is the source of this 1547-nucleotide messenger RNA. Lineage: Eukaryota; Ciliophora; Oligohymenophorea; Peniculida; Parameciidae. The record is from the annotation of a GenBank genome assembly.
AUGAAAAAUAUAAAGUUUUCUCAAGAUUGUACUACUGAUAGCUUGGGGAUAUCAAGAACAACAUUAUCAAAGACAUAGAUAUCUCUAAAUAAAGCCCUUACAUUAAGAGAAUUACGUUAACCUUAAACAGAUAGAACAGAAAGUAAUUAAUAAACUCCUCAUAAUCAUUUACCAGAAUUGAAAAUGAAACAAACUAAAUCUAAAAGAUAGAUUGGAUAAAGACUUACAAAGAAAUGUACAAGAUCAAGUGAUUUCUUUAAUGUUUAUAAGGCACCUGAAGCUUUAUAAACAAAUCCUGAAACCUUAAAAAAAUAAUCUCGAAUUUACAAAAUGACAUAAUAUAUAAUUUAACAAUAUAAUGAAGAUAUUAAAGCCAUUAGAGAUUCAUAAGAUUAUGAUGAAAUUAUAGCUGAAUAGAAAGUUUCUAGAUAUUUAACUGAAGCAUGGGUAAGUAUGGAAUAACUUAUAUAAAAUUUAACUGGUUUAUUAGCUUAUAAAUUUAAUAGAAAUGAAUGUGAAUAAUAAAUGAAAGAUAUAUUACUUGAAUGUUUCAAAUAAAAAAACAUUUGUAUUCAUUAAAGAAUUUUAUAUAUUUUUGGAAAAAUAGAAUAAUUGUUUUAUAAUCCUAUAUAAGGAGCUAUAUAUUUUAAAAUAUGUAAAAGAUUAUCAGAUACAGAUGCUCAUUAUAGCAAUAAAAUGAAAGCAUAUAGAGGUUUAGGUGAGUGUCUUUUAAGAAUCUAUCCAAAAUUAAGUUAAUUGUAUUUCACUAAAUAUUUAAUGGCAGCUUGGAAACUUAAAUAAAAAAAUGAUGAAUUACUUGCUUAUGAAUUACUUGGUAAAUAUUAUUUUUAUGUUGGAUAAAUUGAAAAGGCAAAAUUAUUUCAUGAUAGAAUGAUUAAUGGAAAUUGUGAAGUAAAUUCUAAUCUUUUUAUUAGGAUGAAAAUUCAAGAGUUCGUUUAUUAGCAUUAAGUCGAUUAGAACAAGGAAGUUUAUCUAAUAAAAUUAAUAAAGAUCAUCUUAUUGUUGAUAUUGAAUAAGUUUCAUCAGAUGAUGAAUGUUAUGAAAUUGUAUUUCCUUAAAAAUCUGAAAAUAUUCUAUCUAAAUAUUAUGUUGAAAAGUAUUUUUAAAAGAAAAUACCUGAUAUUAAACUUGUUAAAGAUGAAGCUAAUUUAAAUAUUAGAUAAACUGAUAAAAAAUAUAAUUCUUAACUUUUAAAUAAUGAUAAUUAUGAAUCCUCUAAAUUAGUUGUUUCUAAUCCUCAUUAAAGUCUUGGUUCAAUUAAGGAUAAGGUAUUGAUUAGUCAUAUGACACCAAAUAGAAAAUUGGAAAUGUAUUAAUAUAUUGCAUUAGCCAGUGAUAAAACUGGUUUUAACAAUUCCCCAAGAUAUGAAGGUCUUUAUAAUAAAUAUGAAGGAAUUAAAUUUAAUAAAAUUAUAAACAGAACUGUUGAAUAAUUCCAUAAUAUCCAAUAAUGGAUUGUUUCUCAAGAAAAAACUCCUACUUUACCAUCACCACCUAUUAGAAGAAAAGGAUACUUUCUAGUUUGA